AUGUGUGUCUUUGUGUGUAAACUUAUCCAUUACCUCUGGUAUGUGUUAUUUUACUUUCUCCAGGAAGAGGAUGAUUCUACUAGUGGUGACCUUUCACGCGACUUUGAUGACCCUGAGGCACCAAACCGGCUAGUUCACGUCUCUGGACCCGGGGGAAGCGGGGGUUCUGCCGGAAACCGUUCUACACGAUCCUCAUCCGCUGCUGCAGCAGCUGCGGCGGCAGCUGCAGCAGCCGCUGCCGUAGCUUCUGCUCCUGGUCAGGUAUGUGUCACUGGAGCUGCCGGUAGUUCGUUUGGUUUGUUAGCUAACGGGCAGCCGUCGACGGAUACACUUGCCAACACUGGCGCUGGAACCGUGUGUUCUAUCACAACUACAUCAGGAUCAAGUGUCCCAGGCACAGGUACUGCAGGUAGUCGUGCACGAACAAUGUUUGAUCUAGAUGAAGAGGCUGAAGCGAACAUGUCUGGCCAUGGAGUUCUGCUAAAUGGUGUUAUGGACGUCGCAGAUGAAGGUAACUUGGCUGUUUAG
Protopolystoma xenopodis is the source of this 528-nucleotide messenger RNA. The record is from the annotation of a GenBank genome assembly. NCBI's taxonomy places the organism in Eukaryota, Metazoa, Platyhelminthes, Monogenea, Polystomatidea, Polystomatidae.